This is a messenger RNA of Thecamonas trahens ATCC 50062, 627 nucleotides long. RefSeq lists its product as uncharacterized. The coding region runs from base 1 to 627 and encodes 208 amino acids. The transcript has 3 exons. NCBI's taxonomy places the organism in Eukaryota, Apusomonadida, Apusomonadidae. The record is from RefSeq and is a predicted model, not a curated record. Gene Ontology annotation, cellular component: membrane. Gene Ontology annotation, molecular function: signaling receptor activity.
AUGACGCUGCGUGAACGGAAUGGAAGCAAGGCGGCAGACGAGGUUGUGGUGGAUAACAUCCAUAUCAAGACAGGCUUUUCCGUCUUCCGCACCCAUGCAAGCUGCUUGCAAACCCUGAUCAAAGUCAACAAUGAGACGCUCAACGUGUACACGGUGGUGAUCUUUGGCAUCGUGCCGCUGUUGGUGCUGCUGGCCAACGCUGCGGCGACGCCGGCCUUCUACACCACUGCUAGUCUCCAUCCGGGCGUGUUUGUAGCAGGCGUUUGCCUCGCGCUUGUCAAUUGCCUCGCCACCAUCACAUACCACCUCUUCUGCCAGAUCCCGAUGUGGUAUCACUUUUGGUCAGCUGUCGAUUUGUUUGGCAUUGCCGUCGCGCUCAUCGCCUACGCGCUCGGCCUCAUCGCUGUCGACUACCCGUAUCCAUUCCUCCCGCGGCCGGCGCACCAUGCGGCGAUGAUCCUCACGGCAGUCUGCCUGGUGAUGGGCAUGGCUGUGGCGCGGUAUCGGGUGCACAUUGCACGCGAGUCGCCGGUGGCGCUCCUGGUGGCCAACGUCGGUGUCGGCAUCUUUGUCACCCUCCCGGCCUUUGUCUCGCUCCGCGGCGGCUCGUCACGCCGAGCCGCAUGA